This is a messenger RNA of Besnoitia besnoiti, 2061 nucleotides long. Its product is annotated as diaminopimelate decarboxylase. The record is from RefSeq and is a predicted model, not a curated record. Gene Ontology annotation, molecular function: diaminopimelate decarboxylase activity. Lineage: Eukaryota; Apicomplexa; Conoidasida; Eucoccidiorida; Sarcocystidae. The coding region runs from base 1 to 2061 and encodes 686 amino acids. The transcript is spliced from 5 exons.
AUGGCGCGUCCUGAAGCGGCAACAGAUUCAGGAGCGUCAGCAGCAAUUUUUCCCAGCCAGGUGCCUCUGACUGCGUCGAUGCCACCGGACUCACCGUCUUAUUCUGGCCGUGGCGAUGUUUCUGGGAUGGCUCAACGUUCAUCUUCUUCGUCGCGCCGGUUCUCGUCAGAAGGGGCUUGCAUGCAUCACUUGCCUGAGUACUGUCUUCGCUCGCUUCUACCACUACCAAAGUCGCGAGACGCUCUGCUUGUCUCGAACGUGACCUCGUCUUCCUCCCCGAGCGCACGAAAGGGGGAAAACGAACUCGCUUCUUUCCACCCUCCGUCAUCGCUUGUCUCUUCAGGCGACUCUCCUUUCCAGGACACGUCGGCGUUUUCUCCUAUGGCUUGCUUUUUUCGACAGCAGGCGACGAUCCACCCAACGCCGUUCUAUCUGUAUGAUGAGGCGCGCCUGCGAGAGAAUUGCCGGCGGCUUCUCGCCGCCUUCUCCUGGGCGUCUGAACCGUUCUCAGCGCCGACUCAGUCUGCGCGUGAUAGCUCCACGCGUUCUCCGCGCGAGUCACUGGAGAGCUGCAGAGGUUCACCUUCCUCGCUUUCUGUCGCCGGUGGCUUCACGAAUUACUUUGCUGUCAAAGCGACGCCGACGCCCGCUAUCCUUGAGAUUCUCAGAGAGGAGGGUCUAGGUGCGGACUGCAGCAGUUUGGCAGAGCUCCUGCUUGCAGAGGCUGCUGGCUUCACAGGAGAGCGUAUCUUCUUUACCUCCAACCAGACUCCGCUAGAGGACUUCCUAAAAGCGCGAGACUUGGGAGCAAUUAUCAACCUCGACGACGUUUCACACCUCGACUUCCUCCAUGAGAAACUUGGGGGGGUCUUACCUGCCUUUCUAUGCUUCAGGUAUAAUCCCUCAGCGGAUGCGCGUCAGUCUACGGUUCAGAGCAACUCGAGGAUUAUGGGCAAACCCGAGGAGUCGAAAUUUGGCAUGACGAAGCCGCAGCUUUUUCGUUGUCUAUCGCGCGCCCAUUUGGGGGGGGUACGUCGGUUUGCUCUGCACGCUAUGAUCCUUUCGAAUUCGCUUUCUGUCGAGGAAGUCGUGGAGACUGCACGUCUCCUCUUCGCUUUGGCAGCAGAGAUCAAAGAGCGGCUGGGCAUUGUCAUCGAGAUGAUCAAUCUGGGAGGAGGCCUUGGCGUGCCUUACCACCCUGAAGAGAAACCGCUUGAUUUGCACGAGAUCUCCGCGCGGAUCAAGACCUGGUACAAAUGCACCCUGGCGCUUCAGGGCUUGGCUGGCACUCGACUCGUAGCUGAGAAUGGGAGACUCAUCACCGCUGAUGCUGGCGUCUUGGUCACCCGAGUUAUUCACCAGAAAAACACAUACAAACGCUUUAUAGGUGUCGAUGCAUGCAUGGCUCACCUGAUGCGCCCUGGUAUGUACGGCGCGUACCACCACAUCUCUGUCGUGCCUGAGAGAGAUUAUCAUGAUCCACGUCUACCGUCGAGACGAAACAUCUUUUUUGAUAAAGACGACAAUACCGAUGACCUGAACACCGAGCACUUUUAUGAUGUGGUCGGGGGACUGUGUGAGAACAACGACAAGUUCGCCGUCGAUCGUCUCCUCCCUCGUGUUGAUAUCGGUGAUCUGCUUCUCAUCCACGACGUAGGCGCACACGGGCAUUCGAUGUGCUUCAACUACAACGGUCGCCUCCGUUGCGCCGAGUACUUGCGACGACUGAACGGAGAAGUGGUUUUAGUUCGGCGUGCUGAGACCCUGGCAGACCUCUUUGCAACCGUUGCAGAGCCGUCUUUGCCUGGCGGUUUGUCGCUUCUCUUCGUCUCUCGCCAUCAUGACACUACGUCAUCGCUCCUGGCCCUUCCCUAUCGCGUUCUCUUGCGUGUGCUCACGUCUUUCAGGUCUCCAUGGUUUUUUUCCAUGCGCACUUCAUCUCUUUCCUACUCGCGCCUGUUUCCCUCGUGCAUAUUUGGUGCUCGCAGUGUAUUCACAGGCGCCGCGGUCCUUGCGGCAAUCGGGCUGCUUCUCUUGUUCAGAGUUCGAAAAGUGAGAUAA